Messenger RNA from Nyctereutes procyonoides (raccoon dog), 1668 nucleotides. RefSeq names its product RAD21 cohesin complex component like 1 (gene RAD21L1). Gene Ontology annotation, biological process: mitotic sister chromatid cohesion; replication-born double-strand break repair via sister chromatid exchange; synaptonemal complex assembly. Lineage: Eukaryota; Metazoa; Chordata; Mammalia; Carnivora; Canidae. Gene Ontology annotation, molecular function: chromatin binding; protein binding. The transcript is spliced from 13 exons. Gene Ontology annotation, cellular component: cohesin complex; synaptonemal complex. Bases 1 to 1668 code for a protein of 555 amino acids. The record is from RefSeq and is a predicted model, not a curated record.
AUGUUCUACACACAUGUGCUUAUGAGUAAGCGAGGGCCAUUGGCCAAAAUCUGGCUUGCAGCUCACUGGGAGAAGAAACUCACAAAGGCUCAUGUAUUUGAAUGUAAUCUAGAGAUAACCAUUGAAAAAAUUAUUUCACCUAAGGUGAAAAUUGCACUUCGAACUUCAGGACACCUUCUUUUGGGAGUUGUGCGAAUUUAUAAUAGGAAGGCAAAAUAUCUUUUGGCAGAUUGCAGUGAAGCAUUGCUUAAAAUGAAGAUGACAUUUCGCCCAGGACUGGUGGACCUUCCAAAAGAGAAUUUUGAAGCUGCUUACAGUGCUAUCACAUUGCCAGAAGAAUUUCAUGAUUUUGACACCCACAAUGUGAAUGCUAUUGACGUUUCAGAACAGUUUACUCACAACCAAAGCAGACCGGAAGAAAUCACACUUAGAGAAGAUUAUGGUAAUGAUCUACUUUUCCAAGCUGGGAGCUUUGGGGAGGAACCUGAAAUUCUCAGAAGACAUAGCUUCUUUGAUGACAACAUAUUGCUGAAUUCCAGUGGUCCUUUAGCUGAACAUAGUUCUGGAAGCCUCAUUGGAGAAAAAUCUCUGUUGUAUGACAGUGGAGAUGGAUUUGGAGAUGAAGGGGCUGCAGGAGAGAUGAUCGAUAAUCUACUGCAAGAUGAUCAGAAUAUUCUGUUAGAAGACAUGCAUUUGAGCAGAGAAAUUUGUCUGCCUCCUGAGCCUCCUGAAACUAUAGCGGUGGAACCAGAUAAUCCAGAGUAUAUAUGUCUACCUGAAAAUGGAAAAAUGGAUGAAACCUCAUUAUCAACUGAAGAACAAGGAUUUACCCUUGAACCAAUUGAUAUUUCAGACAUUGCUGAGAAAAGAAAAGGCAAAAAGAGAAAGUUGCUCAUAGAUCCAGUCAAAGAGAUCAGUAGCAAAAUUAUGCAUAAACAGCUUACUUGCUUUACCGACACACUCAUGGUUUUGGAACUUGCUCCUCCUACCCAAAGAUUGAUGAUGUGGAAGAAAAAGGGAGGAGUGGACACACUUCUGUCAACUGCUGCCCAGGAUUUGACUCAUGCUGAACUGAAGAUGUUGUUUACAAAAUGCUUUCUGUCCUCUGGCUUUAAACUUGGAAGAAAAUGGAAACAGAAGGAAUCAGUAAGGGAAGAAGUAGGAAGUGAAAACAUAAUAGAGACCUCCAAGAUGGAAGAGCCAAAUUCCCAGCAAGACUUAAAUCAAUCAAAAACUUGGAAGGAUGUGGUUAAUGGAUCUAAGUGUAGUUCUCAUGAAGAUAUCAAUAAAAACUUUAAUUCUGAGCAAGUUAUUGUUGAACUGGUCUCUUCGGCUGCUGAAGAAUCCUCUCUAAUGAAUGCUAUGUUAGCACAAGAAAUUGAGAAUUGUCCAGUGGAGCUGGAGUCAUCGGGGAAUGAACAAAGUAUUGAUACAGAGAGAUGGAAUCGAAGAAUCCUACAGAUGUUAAAUAGUUUGCGGGAAUCCAACAGGAUGGGAAUGCAGUACUUUAGUCUGAUGAAGCUCUGCAGAAAUAGUGACCGGAAACAAGCUGCUGCCAAAUUUUAUAGCUUUCUUGUCCUAAAAAAACAGCAGGCUAUUGAGCUGAGCCAGAGUGCUCCCUAUGCAGAUAUUAUAGCUACAGUGGGACCAAUGUUCUAUGAAAUGUGA